Oldenlandia corymbosa var. corymbosa is the source of this 1522-nucleotide messenger RNA. NCBI's taxonomy places the organism in Eukaryota, Viridiplantae, Streptophyta, Magnoliopsida, Gentianales, Rubiaceae. The record is from the annotation of a GenBank genome assembly.
AAAAGACACGGUAGAAAACAAGAAAUCAGGAUUUUGUUUUUUAAUUUUUUGAGGAUAAUUGGAUAAGUACUAGAACUACAAAAUUAAAAUCUUCGUAUGAUUACGUAAUCUCUGCACCAGAAUCCGAUUCAUCUGACAACAACCUUAAACUCUCCCCUAUUUCUACUUUGAGUUGACAGCCGUGCUUACUAGCUCUAUUCUGAUCUAACCACCGUUUCUUCUCAUUUCCCCUGCAAUUCAGCUCAUCAAUCAACAAUGGCUGAAGCGAAGCUCUUUGAACUCAACAAUGGCACCAUGCAUCUCAAGGUCUCUAACUUCGGUUGCACCAUCACCUCAUUGUCGGUUCCUGAUCGAGUUGGGAAAUUGGCUGAUGUUGUUUUGGGAUUUGACACUCUCGAGCCGUAUUUGAAAGGGGCUGCACCGUACUUUGGCUGCAUUGUUGGCCGAGUGGCGAACAGGAUCAAAGAUGGGAAAUUUACACUCGAUGGUGUUGAAUAUACUUUGCCUGUAAACAAGCCUCCGAACAGCCUCCAUGGUGGCCACAAGGGCUAUGACAAGGUUAUCUGGGAAGUUGUUGAACAAAAGCAAGGUGAUACUCCAUCUAUUACAUUCAAGUACAACAGCCAUGAUGGAGAGGAAGGUUAUCCUGGAGAUCUAAUUGUCACUGCUACUUACACUCUCACCUCUGCAACAACACUAAGGCUUGAUAUGGAAGCUGUGCCUGUAAAUAAACCAACCCCAGUCAGUUUGGCUCAGCAUACUUACUGGAACUUAGGAGGCCAUGAUUCGGGAAAUGUACUUGAUCAUUCUAUCCAGAUAUGGGCAAAGCAUGUCACGCCGGUGGACCAAAACACAAUCCCAACAGGAGAAAUCAUGCCUGUCAAAGACACUGCAUUUGACUUCACAACCGAGCAGAAGAUUGGCAGUCGCAUCAAUGUGGUUGGAAUAGGCUAUGAUCACAACUAUGUGCUUGAUUGUGGGGACGAAAAGCUGGGGUUGAAGCAUGCAGUGAAAUUGAAGGAUCCUCGCAGCUCACGUGUUCUAAACCUAUGGACAAAUGCGCCUGGCAUGCAGUUUUAUACUGCAAACUACGUAAAUGGAGUCGUGGGUAAAGGAGGGGCAGUGUAUGAAAAACAUUCAGGUGCUUGCCUGGAAACUCAAGGAUUCCCGAAUGCCAUCAAUCAACCAAACUUCCCUUCUGUUGUGGUUCGACCUGGAGAGAAAUAUGAGCACAGCAUGCUGUUUGAGUUUUCAGUAGAGUAAAGAAAUAGUUGUUGGUACAUGAAUAAGUGCAGAAAAUAAAGUGAUGAUACUUGAUUUGCUUAGAAAUCUUCUUCUUUUUUCUUUUCUGUUUCCUUUGUAACCUGGAUCAAACUUCUUAGAUCAACAAGAUCAAAUCUCAACAUUUGUUCUUAGUUCUUCUGUUUCUUAGAUCGACAAUAGUUUCAAAUGCUCUCCAAAAUCAGGGAAGCUAGGACUUAAUCAAAAUGAUUUGCAUCCGCAUUCCUUCCUAAUCGAAGCG